Anarrhichthys ocellatus (wolf-eel) is the source of this 1640-nucleotide messenger RNA. Its product is annotated as cyclic GMP-AMP synthase. Gene Ontology annotation, cellular component: site of double-strand break; cytosol; nucleus. The coding region runs from base 125 to 1612 and encodes 495 amino acids. NCBI's taxonomy places the organism in Eukaryota, Metazoa, Chordata, Actinopteri, Perciformes, Anarhichadidae. The record is from RefSeq and is a predicted model, not a curated record. Gene Ontology annotation, biological process: DNA damage response; cellular response to exogenous dsRNA; positive regulation of defense response to virus by host. The transcript has 9 exons. Gene Ontology annotation, molecular function: 2',3'-cyclic GMP-AMP synthase activity; chromatin binding; double-stranded DNA binding.
AGAUACUGGAGAGAAGGAAAGACACAGGAGCGAUCAUUUCCAUCUGCAACAGAAGCUUCUCAAACACAGAAACGCCUCCAGUGGUUUCCAUCAGAUACCAUCCAUAAGUGUUCAAGGCUGAGUGAUGGACAGAGAGGACAGAGAUGUGAAGUGCAGUCUGGCUGAAGCAAAGCAGCGUAAAGACGACACCAGAGGAAAGACGAGUCCUCCUCAACUCACACCAGCAAGACAGAGACAGAAAACUCAGCAGAAACAAGCUUCAGAGGAGGGAUCCAAAGUGGUCGAGGAGUCGGUCUCUCCGGAGCUGACCAGCUGGAUCAAACUCAACGCUAAAGACCUCAAGAUCCGACUGACGGACCGCCGCUGGGCCGCAGAGGUGGUCAACGAUUUCCGAGACAACCUGCUGAAAUUCCUGAGAUGCAACAGUGAUCAGCCUUUCUUCCAGUCCGCUGACUUCCUCAACAGCGGCAGCUACUUUGAGAAAGUCAAGAUCCACAGCCCCGAUGAGUUUAACAUGAUGCUGAAGCUUCAGGCCCCGUCGCGCCUCAACAUGACAGAGCUCGACGGCGGCCUCUUCUACCGGAUCGAUCUUGCCCGGCCCACUCAGAGCCCCAUACGAGCUUUUGUUCUGGAGAACGGGCGCACCCUCUCAUCGAAUAAGAUCCUGAGUGAGAUGUAUCGCCUGGUCCGCAAGUUCCUCAAGACCUACAAAGUGCCUGAUGAAGGCUUUCGCUGGGAGAUGAACAGGAAGCGACUUCACUCGCCGGCUGUGACUUUGUCUCUGUGCAGGAAUGAAAUCUGCAGUGACGAGUUGAUCUCUGUGGACCUGGUUCCUGCUCUGGAGGUUCACUCCUCUCAGGGCUGGCCGCUCGCUGUCCGCAGCGGUCCAGAUGUGGACAACUGGCUGGGAAAGAAGGUUCGCCAAGAAAUCAAAAGUUUGCCGUGCUUCUUCAUACCGAAGAGGCUCAAAGGACGAAACCUCAGUGAGGAAGCCAAAGAAAGUUGGAGGAUUUCUUUCUCUCACGUCGAGAAGAAACUCAUCAGGAGCCACGGCAACAAGAAGACCUGCUGUGAGAGCAACGCCACCAAAUGCUGCCGUAAACAGUGCUUGAUGCUCCUCAAGUCUCUGAUUGAAGGCCUGAAACAAUGUUUCCCCACGGAGCUGGAUCACCUCUGCUCGUACCACGGGAAGACAGUCUUCCUACACACCCUCUCCAUCAGGUUCGACGACUCCAUGUGGGCUCGCCAGCAGCUCCCCGCCUGCUUCCUGCACCUCCUCGGGGCCAUGGAGAGCCACGCUCGCACAGGCCUCCUCCCUCACUUCUUCGCUCCCAACUGUAACCUCUUCUCCCCGGCCCUCUUUCCCCGCAGAGCGCUGGCUUUCCUCGUCAGCGCUUUGGAGGAGCAGAGGAGGGAAGGACUGCCCCUGCUAAGGCAUCCAGCUCCUGUCCCACCACUCAGACUGAUGAGUCCUUCAGGAGACUCCUCCUCUGAGAUAUCCACCGACAAGUUGUCCAUGCUGACUACAGUUCUCUCUCUGGACACUGCAUUUAUGUAUAUACUGGUCCUGCUGUUUGGUGUAGCUGUCGUUUGUGUCCUAUUUUAUAUGUAAGUUAGGAUGGAGUCUAUGUAUUAGGUGA